Messenger RNA from Acipenser ruthenus (sterlet), 2772 nucleotides. RefSeq names its product phenylalanine hydroxylase (gene pah). NCBI's taxonomy places the organism in Eukaryota, Metazoa, Chordata, Actinopteri, Acipenseriformes, Acipenseridae. The record is from RefSeq and is a predicted model, not a curated record. Gene Ontology annotation, biological process: L-phenylalanine catabolic process; L-tyrosine biosynthetic process. The transcript has 13 exons. Gene Ontology annotation, molecular function: phenylalanine 4-monooxygenase activity; iron ion binding. The coding region runs from base 124 to 1467 and encodes 447 amino acids.
UAAAUCCCUCUAGUCUAGAUGGUAACAAACAUAGUCUGGGUUGUGUAACAUCAUAAGCCGUAGACUACUGACCCAUAGCUGAAGAAAACUGCAGAGAAGUAGGAAACCACAGAAGAGUGAACCAUGGAUGCACCAUAUCGCAAGAUAAAUGGAGAAACUGGCAUACAGGAGUCCAUGUACCUUGAGGAACUGUCCAACAAGGCUCAGGUCGUGUCCUGUAUCUUCUCACUUAAGGAGGGAGUUGGGGCACUGGCUAAAACUUUGCGCUUGUUUGAGGAGAAAGGUAUCAACCUGACCCAUAUUGAAUCCCGUCCCUCCCGUCUCAAUAAAGAGGAUUAUGAGUUCUUCAUUAAUGUGGAUGCCACGUGCUCCAAGGAGCUGGACGAAGUCAUUGCGAGCCUCAAAACACAGAUCAGCGGGCAUGUGCAUGAGCUGUCUCGCAACAAGGCAAAGGACACAGUGCCAUGGUUCCCAAGGGAUAUUCAAGAUCUGGACAGAUUUGCCAACCAGAUCCUGAGCUAUGGUUCAGAACUGGACUCAGACCAUCCGGGGUUUACAGAUCCUGUGUACAGGGUCCGACGGAAGGAAUUUGCUGACAUUGCCUACAACUACAGACAUGGCCAGGUUAUUCCAAAGGUCGAGUACACAAAGGAAGAGGAGGCCACCUGGGGCACAGUGUUCAGGGAGCUCAAGACCCUCUAUCCCACUCAUGCCUGUUGGGAACACAACCACGUUUUCCCUCUCCUGGAGAAGUACUGUGGCUACCGGGAAGAUAACAUCCCACAGCUGGAGGACAUCUCCAGAUUUCUGCAGUCCUGUACAGGAUUCCGCUUGCGUCCUGUCGCUGGUCUGCUCUCCUCCCGGGAUUUCCUGGCUGGGCUGGCAUUCCGGGUCUUUCAUUCCACACAGUACAUCCGCCACUCAUCAAAACCCAUGUACACGCCUGAACCUGAUAUCUGCCAUGAGCUGUUGGGCCAUGUGCCUCUCUUUGCUGAUCCAAGCUUUGCCCAGUUUUCACAGGAAAUCGGACUGGCUUCUCUGGGUGCGCCAGAUGAGUACAUAGAAAAACUUGCAACGGUGUACUGGUUUACAGUCGAGUUUGGUCUGUGCAAGCAGGGUUCGGAAAUUAAAGCAUAUGGAGCCGGCUUGCUUUCCUCUUUUGGAGAACUGCAGUAUUGCUUAACAAAUAAACCAGAGAUCCAGCCAUUUGAACCUGAAAAGACUGCCCUUCAAGCAUACCCUAUUACUGAGUUCCAGCCCAUUUACUUUGUUGCUGAAAGUUUUGAAGAUGCCAAAGAAAAAGUCAGAAAAUUUGCUGCCACCAUUCCUAGGCCCUUCUCUGUCCGCUACAACCCUUAUACCCAUAGCAUCGAGGUCCUGGACAGCAUGCAGCAGCUGAAGAACCUGGCUGACAGCAUCAGUGGUGAAAUGGGAAUUCUGUCCAAUGCCCUUAAGAAAAUGGAAUAAGAAAUAAAAAGCAAAAUAGGGAGAUCUGCUACCAAGAACAUGUACAAAUAUUGAAUUGCUUAAAUAUUUAGCUCUGCCAUGUCAUGUUGAAUUAUGUGUUUCUUUUCAGUUCAUUCAUGUAUAACCACAAAUUGAUUGUGUACUAUAAGAGUUAUGCUAAUCAUAUCUUAAACCUAUAUCAAGAGCUACAGUAUAAGCUUCUAUAAACCUUUUCAAAUAUACGGUACUGCUUGGUUUUGUUUAGAUCUUUAAUGUGCUCCUUUCACCAGCGAUUAGAUAGAUCUGAAGGAAAGCGAGUCUGGGAUCAUUCUGACAGGGUACUGCAGCUCACCUGUGUCUCUGUCGUCUCACUCUCUUUCUCAUAAAUGCCCUCCAGUGCUUGGAGGUUCAGCUGCUGCCAUCACAUUUACAAAGGGUAUUAACAUUAAGAUGAAGAUACCAGCUGGGAGCCUUUUGAACAGAACUAUGCCUAUGCAUCAUUGCACUGCUUUGAAGCGUUUUUUUAAAAAUGUGUUGUUAUCUAUUUUUAUUUUGCUUAUCAUACAUUUACUUUGAAAUUAAACUGGUCAUGUAUGCCACACCCCCCUGGUAUAUGGUUAAUAAGCUGUGUCUUGGAACGGCAACUUUCUAUGCAAUAAUAUCCACAUAAAGUGGAUCCUAAAUGUUGCCUAUACUUCCAUGCAUCAGUUGAAUCAUAAACAAGCCUACUAUGUUUCAUUUAAUAAUCAUUAUGAAAUACGUAGCUGGUGACAUACACAAUGUUUUUUUUUUGCCAGUUGGCUACAGUAGUAUGCCUCGAGUAGAUUUUAACUGGACAAGAGCAUUAUUCGGUUAACACAUAAGCCUAUGCCGAUGUGAUAAUGACUCCUCCAGAUGGAUGCACUCAGAUUUUUCACAGCAUUACCUGUGAUAAAUUGCUUACAAAACGACUAUGUAGAAAUGCAUUAUUGAGUUUCACCUCAUUUGUCAUGUUUAAAAGCUUAACUGGAACAUUCUAACAGCCACUGAAUUCAUUAAAAACAAAAUGAAUUAAUAAUUGUAUUGUUGAAAUUUAGAAGCUCUGUUAUUUUCAAGCGGUAAGUCGUUAUUUGUACCCCUUAUUGAUAUUAAUGUUAUAAUUGUUGAUAAUUACAGUUUAUAGAUAGACAAUAGCAGAACGUUAGGACUGAAGUCAUUGUAUUUUGUAUCUUGCUCUUAAUUGUUCUGUAGUUCUUGAUAUGUAUUUUUUGUAUACAACUGUAAGUCGUCCUGGGUAAGGGCGUCUGCUAAGAAAUAAAUAAAUAAAUAAAUAAAUAAAUAAUAAAA